Messenger RNA from Callithrix jacchus (white-tufted-ear marmoset), 4597 nucleotides. It is a transcript of the gene FGFRL1, whose product is annotated as fibroblast growth factor receptor like 1. Gene Ontology annotation, cellular component: plasma membrane. The record is from RefSeq and is a predicted model, not a curated record. Lineage: Eukaryota; Metazoa; Chordata; Mammalia; Primates; Cebidae. Gene Ontology annotation, molecular function: fibroblast growth factor binding; fibroblast growth factor receptor activity.
GGCUUCGAGACGCGGCAGGAUGCGGGGGGCCACGGGGCGGCUGGAGGGCGGCCUGGAAGCCCUGCGUGCUGGCCCCGAGCCGGGGUGUCGAGCGAGGCGCGUGGAGGAAGAGGCGCAAAGAGCGAGGCGCGCGUCCCUAGCAGGUGAGAGGCGGGAGGCCUCAAGUGGGAACGUACCUGCGGCCGAGGGCACCGGGGAACCCGAGACAUACCCCCCCGCCCGGGUCAGGACCUCUGCCUGCAUCGCCGAGGCGGUCUCCACCAUCCCAGCCCCGGCAGCUUCGCUGGGCGAGGCCAGGCUUCUCCCUUCUGCUCCCGGAGACCCCCCCCGGGGCGCGGACCUGGAGGCCUUGAAGCGCCUGGAGCCGUCCCGUUCGCCUCCUUCUGAGCAAGCAGAGAGCGGUCCAGGCCGGGAACAGGGCUGCGCAGAGGUCAGGCGGCCGCGCGCCCGGCCGGAGCCUGCCCUGGGGGUCCCGGGGAUGCCCCGGGAGGUGGGUACCCAGACCCGAGCGCGCACGAGCGCAGGUGUGGGGAGGGCGCGGCGGCUCCCGGCCAGUCCUAGGGGCCUGCGGGACCCAAGGGCGCGCGGGCGGGGCCGGGAGCGCGGCGAGGCCGGGCGGGGGCGGGGCCGCGCCGGGGGAAGCCGCCCGCCCGCGGGGCCGCCUGCACCGCGAGGGUUAAGGCCAGGAGCCCGGCGGGGCGGGGCGGUGCGCGCGCGCGGAUUGGGGAAAAGUUUGGCGGCGGGGCGGGGCGCGGGGCGGGCCGACGCGCGCGGAUUGGCCGGAAGUUGUGCCGGGGGCGGGGCGCGCGGCGGGCUCGGCGCUCGCUCCGGGAGAGUUGACAAAGCCCCGCAGGGAAGGACGCCUCGCGGCGCGGCGCCCCGGGCCCCUCGCCCCGCCGCCCCGGGACCCCGGCCCCGGCCUCCGGCCCGCGGACUCGCCCCCCGCCGCCCGCCCGGCCCGAGACCCCGCGCCCCGAGCGCCAGAGCCCGGACCCCGACCCGGCCGGAGCCGCCCUCGCCCAGGUCCGGACAGGCCGAGAUGACGCCGAGCCCCGCGUUGCUGCUCCUGCUGCCGCCGCUGCUGCUGGGGGCCCUCCCGCUGGCCGCCGCCGCCCGAGGCCCCCCGAGGAUGGCGGACAAGGUGGUCCCGCAGCAGGUGGCCCGACUGGGCCGAACCGUGCGGCUGCAGUGCCCGGUGGAGGGAGACCCGCCGCCGCUGACCAUGUGGACCAAGGACGACCGCACCAUCCACAGUGGCUGGAGCCGCUUCCGUGUGCUGCCCCAGGGGCUGAAGGUGAAGCAGGUGGAGCGGGAGGACGCCGGCGUGUACGUGUGCAAGGCCACCAAUGGCUUCGGCAGCCUGAGCGUCAACUACACGCUCACUGUGCUGGAUGAUGCUCGCCCAGGGAAGGAGAGCCUGGGGCCUGACGGCUCCUCUGGGGGCCAAGAGGACCCCGCCAGCCAGCAGUGGGCACGGCCCCGCUUCACGCAGCCCUCCAAGAUGAGGCGCCGGGUGAUCGCACGGCCUGUGGGCAGCUCUCUGCGGCUCAAGUGCGUGGCCAGUGGGCACCCUCGGCCCGAUAUCACGUGGAUGAAGGAUGACCAGGCCUUGGCGCGCCCAGAGGCCAGCGAGCCCAGGAAGAAGAAGUGGACGCUGAGCCUGAAGAACCUGCGGCCGGAGGACAGCGGCAAAUACACCUGCCGAGUGUCAAACCGCGUGGGCGCCAUCAACGCCACCUACAAGGUGGAUGUGAUCCAGCGGACCCGCUCCAAGCCCGUGCUCGCCGGCACGCACCCUGUGAACACGACGGUGGACUUUGGGGGGACCACGUCCUUACAGUGCAAGGUGCGCAGUGAUGUGAAGCCCGUGAUCCAGUGGCUGAAGCGGGUGGAGUACGGUGCCGAGGGCCGCCACAACUCUACCAUCGACGUGGGCGGUCAGAAGUUUGUGGUGCUGCCCGCGGCUGACGUGUGGUCGAGGCCUGAUGGCUCCUACCUCAACAAGCUGCUCAUUUCCCGCGCACGCCCAGAUGAUGCGGGCAUGUACAUCUGCCUCGGCGCCAACACCAUGGGCUACAGCUUCCGCAGCGCCUUCCUCACUGUUCUGCCAGACCCAAAACCACCAGGGCCACCUGUGGCCUCCUCGUCCUCAGCCACUAGCCUCCCGUGGCCUGUGGUCAUCGGCAUCCCGGCCGGCGCCGUCUUCAUCCUGGGCACCGUGGUCCUGUGGCUCUGCCAGGCCAAGAAGAAGCCGUGCACGCCUGCUCCUGCGCCUCCCGUGCCGGGGCACCGCCCACUGGGGAUGGCCCGUGACCGUGGUGGGGACAAAGACCUUCCCGUGUUGGCUGCCCUCGGUGCUGGCCCUGGUGUGGGGCUGUGUGAGGAGCAUGGGUCUCUGGCAGCCCCCCAGCACCUGCUGGGCCCAGGCCUGGUUGCUGGCCCUAAAUUGUACCCCAAACUCUACACGGACAUCCACACGCACACACACACACACUCACACACACACUCACAUGUGGAGGGCAAGGUCCACCAGCACAUCCACUAUCAGUGCUAGAUGGUGCCGCCUCUGUGGUGGGCACAUGGCACCGGCCAGACAGGCAGGCUGGGAGGAUGGAGGACGGGGCAGCAGACAAAGAGGGGGAACCCACGGCGAGAAGGCAUGGCCAGCAACCUGGGGCACCCAGUGUAAAGCAUAGCCCCUGGACACACACAGACACAGACAAGCUGCCUAGACAUCUGUAUACACACGUGCACACACGGAGACAUGCCUAAACCACACUCAGAAAUAUGCUGCCCUAACACACAUGCACACAGACAUGCCCGAACACAUGCGCACACAGAUAUGCCUGAACAUACACAGAGAUAUGCCUAAACACAUACAGACAUGCCUGAACACGCACACAUGACAUGCCCGAACAUGCACACACAUAGACAUUCCUGAACACACAGACAUGCCCGAACACAUGCAUGCACACAGACAUGCCUGAACACACCCAGACAUGCCUGAACACACACAUGCACACAGAUAUGCCUGACCACACACAGACAUGCCUGAACACACGCAGACAUGCCCGAACACACACAUGCACACAGAUAUGCCUGAACACACAUAGACAUGCCUGAACACAGAGACAUGCCUGAACACACACAUGCACACAGAUAUGCCUGAACACACACAGACAUGCCUGAACACAUGCAGACAUGCCUGAACACGCAUGCACACACAUGCCUGAACACAGACAUGCCCGAACACACCCAGACAUGCCUGAACGCACACAUGCACACAGAUAUGCCUGAACACACAAACAUGCCUGAACACACACAGACGUGCCUGAACACAUGCAGACAUGCCCGAACACACACACACAGAACUACCUGAGCACACAGACAUGCCUGAACACACACAUGCCCGAACACAUGCAGACAUGCCCGAACACACACAGACAUGCCUGAACACACACAGACAUGCCCGAACACACGCAUGCACACAGACAUGCCUGAACACACACAUGCACACAGAUAUGCCUGAACACACAAACAUGCCUGAACACACACAGACGUGCCCGAACACAUGCAGACAUGCCCGAACACACACACACAGAACUACCUGAGCACACAGACAUGCCUGAACACACACAUGCCCGAACACAUGCAGACAUGCCCGAACACGCACACACAUAGACAUGCCUGAACACACACAGAAAUGCCCAAACACACACACACAGACAUGUCUAAACGUGCAGACAUAUCUGAACACAGACAAGCCUGAACAUGCACACACAGACAUACCCAAACAGGCACAGACAUGCCCGAACACACACAAACAUGCACACACACAGACAUGCCUGAACAUGCAGAGACAUACUCGAACACACAGGGACAUGUCUGAACAUACAUGCCUGAACACACACACGGACAUGCCCAGACGCGUGCACAUUCAGACAUGCCAGAACAUGUAUGGACAUGCCUGAACACACACUGCUUGGACAUAGGCACACAAAGACGCACUCCCUGAACACAUAUGCACCCACACACCUGCAGCUAUGCGGCCUGGACACACACAUGGACUGGGCCGCCGUCAGGGAGGCGUGCGGUGUGUGUGCAGUGAGCGCUACAUGAUGAAGGACUCUCCCUGCCCCACUGUCACUCCCCCACCCCUGCCUGCCUGUGCCUCUGCCUGGCCUUGGUGGCUAUUUUUGCCACCUGCCCUGGGGUGUCCAGGAGUCCCCUACUGCCAUGGCUGGGGGCACAGUAGCCCCAGGCCUGACAGGCUGAAGCCCAUGGCAGGUGGCUCACCCCUACCACAUUCUCCCCCUGCCAGGGAGAAGGGGCCUUGGUAUUUAUAUUUAAGAAAUGAAGAGAAUAUUAAUAAUCAUGGAAGGAGGGCUGAGGUGCAGGGACUGUGGUCUCUCCUGGGGCUCAGCACCCUCCUGGCCUUUCAGCCAGGCUGAUGCCCACACCCCUUCUGGGCCAGGCACCACCCCCAACCCCGCUGUCCUGGUGGUCCCGGACCUCUGUAAUUUUAUAUAGACUUUGAGCUGCAACCCCAUAUAUUUAAUUUAUUUUGUUAAACAUGAAAGCACAUCCUUGCCCUCUA